CGGAAAUAAACGAGGGAGGCGGCGCUUCUUCCAUCCCUUCUCCAUAAACCUUUUAAGACCUUGACUGCAUAUUUUUCUACAUAAAUACCAAACACAACGCCCAAUUCAAACGCAGAUGCCCCAAAUCGGUACUCCUCUGCGCCUCUUCUUCUCCGCUUCUCCACUCCUCGCUCCACUGAAACCCUCUCUUUCUCUGGGCAGAACCAAAUCUUUCUCUUUCUUCACCUCCAUCUCUUCUUGCUUCUCACAACGACGCCACGCCGCCGCUCGUCAGUCCUCCAAUAUCAGAAAGAGGAGCAGCAGUACAUUCAAGGAGGACAGGAGUAGAUACGGAAACAGGGACAAAGGGCUCCUAAUGGAUGAAACUCAGUCCUUGGCGUUUAAUAAAAGAAAGGCCGAGGGAGGAGACAAGAGUGAUAAAUCCAAGAGGAAUCUGCAGCAUAAAGAGCGCAAGCUCAAUCCUGUCAAUACCAUAGCCUAUGUGCAGAUUUUAGGGACUGGAUUGGAUACUCAGGAUACAUCGCCUUCAGUCCUGCUCUUCUUUGACAAGCAAAGGUUUAUUUUUAAUGCUGGAGAGGGACUACAACGAUUCUGCACAGAGCAUAAAAUUAAGUUAUCGAAGAUUGAUUAUAUAUUUCUCUCUCGUGUCUGCUCAGAGACAGCGGGUGGACUUCCAGGUUUGCUUUUGACUCUGGCUGGCAUUGGAGAACAGGGAAUGUCUGUCAAUGUAUGGGGUCCAUCUGAAUUAAAGUAUUUAGUUGAUGCGAUGAAGUGUUUUAUCCCACAUGCUGCCAUGGUUCAUACGAGUAGUUCUGGUUCUACUUCUUCUUCUGAGGCUGCGGCUUUGCCUAAUACAAGUAAGUUUGUGGACCCCAUUGUUCUUGUGAAAGAUGAGGUUGUCAAGAUAUCAGCAUUUCUCCUGCAACCAAGUUCCUCACAAGGGUCUGCAAAAAAGCCUGUUGAUAUGUCUGUCGUAUAUGUUUGUGAAUUGCCGGAAAUUAUGGGGAAAUUUGAUCCGGUUAAAGCUAAGGCCCUUGGUUUGAAACCUGGUCCAAAGUAUAGAGAACUACAACUUGGUAAUUCAGUGAAGUCAGAUCGGCAUGAUACCAUGGUUCAUCCAAGUGAUGUGAUGGAUUCUUCUGUUCCUGGUCCUAUCGUAUUACUUGUCGACUGCCCAACAGAAUCUCAUGUACAGGAAUUAUUAUCCACACGGUCCCUCAAUAAUUAUUAUGCCGAUUCCUCAUCUAAUGGAACAGAGACUACAAAGACUGUGAACUGUGUCAUUCAUUUAAGUCCUACCUCUAUUGUGAGAAGUCCUCUUUAUCAGAAGUGGAUGAAGAAACUUGGCUCGGCAGAGCAUAUUAUCGCUGGACAUGAAAUGAAGAAUGUGGAAAUUCCCAUUUUGAAAUCGAGUGCUAGAAUAGCAGCACGACUUAAUUACAUGUGUCCUCAGUUCUUUCCAGCCCCAGGAUUUUGGUCUCUUCAACAUUUUGAAAAGUCGUCAUCAGAUUCUGUUAUUCAGAGUGAGGCUCCUGUUGCAAAGCUAUGUGAAAGCAUUUCUGCUGAAAAUCUCUUGAAGUACACUUUGCGUCCUUAUGCUCAUCUUGGAUUGGAUAGAUCUUGUAUUCCAAGUUUGAUGUCUCCAUCAGAUGUCAUCAAUGAGCUACUCUUAGAGACUCCAGAUAUUGCUGAUGCUGCCCGACUGAUCAGGAAUUUAUGGCAUGAGUAUCGAGAAACAAAGGAGGAGAUUCAUCCGGUAGAAGGUAAUGGAGUUAUGAUUGAAGAACCGUGGCUAGAUGAGAAGACAAAGCCUCCUUGUUUGGAAAACAUAAGGAGGGAUGACCUGGAGAUUGUUCUUCUGGGAACAGGUUCGUCCCAGCCUUCUAAGUAUAGGAAUGUUAGCUCUGUCUAUAUCAAUUUAUUCUCGAAAGGGAGUUUGCUCUUAGAUUGUGGGGAAGGAACGCUGGGACAACUAAAACGAAGAUAUGGAGUGGAAGGUGCUGAUAAUGCUGUAAAGAAUCUGAGUUGCGUUUGGAUUUCUCAUAUACAUGCUGAUCACCACACGGGUUUAGCCAGAAUUCUUGCUCUGCGACGUGAUUUGUUGAAGGGAGUGCCUCAUAGACCAUUACUUGUUGUUGGACCGCGGCAGCUUAAGAGAUAUCUGGAUGCAUAUGAAAGACUUGAAGAUCUAGAUAUGCAGUUCCUUGAUUGUAGAAACACCAUGAAAGGUUCAUGGGAAGCUUUUGAGGAAAAUAAUGAAUCAAAUAAGGAUAGCUUAUCUACAGGAAGUCCAGAUAAUUUAGAGGAAAUGAGCAAUAGAGUAACAACGAAUAUUGAGUCUACUAUAUUUGCUAGAGGUAGUCCAAUGCAAAGCUAUUGGAAGAGACCUGGUAGCGCAGUUGACAAUAGCCCGGCAUUUCCAUUAUUGAAGACAUUGAAGGAAGUGCUAACAGAAGCAGGAUUGGAGACUUUGAUUAGUGUCCCGGUGGUGCACUGUCCUCAGGCAUUUGGUAUUGCCUUGAAGGCGUCAGAGAGAAGCAAUAGUGUUGGAAAAGUGAUACCAGGAUGGAAGAUUGUGUACUCAGGUGACACAAGGCCUUGCCCUGAACUGGUAGAGGCAUCUCGUGGAGCUACGGUUCUUAUACAUGAGGCGACGUUCGAGGACGGAAUGAUGGAGGAGGCUGUGGCAAAAAACCACAGCACAACAAAGGAAGCCAUAGAAGUUGGAGACUCUGCUGGUGCAUAUCGCAUCAUCCUCACCCAUUUCAGCCAAAGAUACCCCAAAAUCCCUGUAUUUGAUGAUACCCACAUGCACAAAACAUGCAUUGCGUUUGACAUGAUGAGUGUUAACAUAGCAGAUUUGCCUCUUGUCCCUAAAAUUCUUCCAUAUAUUAAGCUGCUCUUCAGGAAUGAGAUGGUAGUUGAGGAUGAAUUAGAUGAUGCUAUGAACGCUCUAACUGCCACUUUGUAAAUAAUUAAUGUAUUCUAAAUUAUUGUAAUUGAAUUUUUCCUUAAUAGAGUUUCGAUUUUUGUUGAA
Molecule: messenger RNA, 3037 nt
Organism: Tripterygium wilfordii
Lineage: Eukaryota; Viridiplantae; Streptophyta; Magnoliopsida; Celastrales; Celastraceae
Product: tRNase Z TRZ3, mitochondrial
Exons: 12
Coding region: 116-2971 (951 amino acids)
Biological process (GO): mitochondrial tRNA 3'-end processing
Cellular component (GO): mitochondrion
Molecular function (GO): 3'-tRNA processing endoribonuclease activity
Source: RefSeq, a predicted model, not a curated record